AUGACAGACGACGGCGAGAACAACGGGCGACCCGCAAAGCGCGCGCGCCUCGACGACAGCGCCGCCUCGGCCGCGACACCGCAGGCCACGCCCGGCUCAGGGCUGAACGCGCCGUCGCAAAUCGAGACCGAGUACGAGAAGGAAGCCCGCGCCGGGAUCGCAGAGUACAUCACACCAGACAAUCUGGGCUUCACGGGCAUUCUGAAACAGCGGUACACGGAUUUCCUCGUCAACGAGAUCGGGCUUGAUGGACAGGUGCUGCACUUGAAGAGCACGCAGCCCGAGAAGAGGAAGAAGGAUGUGAAGGAGGCGCCCGUGAAGACGGAGGUCGAGACGGAGGUCGAGACGGAGGUCGAGACGGAGAUCAAGCCGGAGGAGGAGAAGCCUGCGCAAGCGGAGCCAGCGGCCAAGGCAGAGGCAGAGCAGGCGGGAGAGGAGACGUUUGCGAUUGCCGGCGCGCCGAAGAAGGAGGCAAAAGAAGAGCUGUCCGAGGACGACACCAAGCUGCUCCACUCCAUCUUCGGCGAAGCCACAACCACGCAGAUCCUCGCGCUCGUCCAGAGCAUACGAACCCGCGAAGAAGCGAAGGCGCGCAGCUUCAAGCCCGUCACAUCGGCCCCAAUCCUCGACAAGGAGACACGCACAAACGCACACCAGUCGAUUCGCCGCAUGUUCCCGAACCUCCUCGAGACGUCCAUGGAAAACGACCAGUCGAUCCGGAUCAAAGCCAACCCGCCGGCCGAGCGUAAAAGCAAAGGCGGCAGGGGAGACCGCGCCAACGGCGACCAUGCGAAACAUCGCGGCGGCCAAUUGGUGUGGGAAGAGCUGGGCGGAGAGUACCUACACUUCUCGCUGUACAAGGAGAACAAGGACACAAUGGAGGUCGUCGGCUUCCUUGGGAGCAAGCUCAACAGCGGCGCGAAGGCGUUUGCUUUUGCCGGCACCAAGGACAGGCGCGCUUGCACUGUGCAGCGACUGUGCGUCAAGCGACAGACCGCUGAGCGCAUCGCUGGGUUCAACAGAUCGCUCUUCAACGCUGCAGUGGGCGACUUCGAAUACCGCAACAACGACUUGAAGCUGGGUGAUCUGAUGGGCAACGAGUUCACCAUCACGCUGAGAGACUGCAAGUUCCAGAACGAGGAGGGCAUGAAUGCUGUGCAGAGAGAGGUCUUCGCCAAUCAAGUCGUCGGCAAAGCUAUCAACGACUUCUCCGAGAAGGGCUUCAUCAACUACUACGGCCUCCAGCGCUUUGGAUCUUUCGCAGCUAGCACUGACCAGGUCGGUCGCAAGAUGCUCCAAGAUGACCUGGAGGGCGCCGUCAACGACCUUUUGAACUACAGCGAGGUAGCACUCGCCGCAGCACAAGGCACAGGCGACUCCAGCAUCCUCGUCUCCCAGGAUGACCGCAACCGCGCAAAGGCUCUCCACAUCUGGAGGACCGAAGGCAAGGGCCCUGCAGCCCUGGAAAUCCUCCCCCGCAAAUUCACCGCCGAGCGAAACCUCAUCCAGCACCUCGGCUCCCGCAACUCCAAGUCCGGCAAGCACGACCGCAGGACCGACUGGCAGGGCGCCCUGAUGACCAUUCCCCGCACCUUGCGCCUCAUGUACGUCCACGCCUACCAAUCGCUCGUCUGGAACGUCGUAGCCGGCAAGCGCUGGGCCACCCACGGCGCCAGCGUCGUCGAAGGCGACCUCGUCCUCGUCAGCGAACACGUCGACAAGACUGGCAACACCUCAUCGACAGCAAACACAACCAUCGACCAAGACGGCGAAUUCAUCAUCAACCCCUCGGGCACCGAGAACGCCAACGCCGCCACCGAGGACUUCGAGCGCGCGCGCGCUCUGACCGCCGCCGAAGCGCAGUCGGGCAUGUACACAAUCUACGACAUCGUGCUGCCGCAGCCGGGCUUCGACGUCGAGUAUCCACGCAACGACAUCGGCGCGUUCUACGAGGAGUUCAUGGCCAGCGAGCGCGGCGGCGGUCUGGACCCGCACAGCAUGCGCCGCGCGUGGCGCGAAGUCAGUCUAAGUGGUGGGUACAGGAAGGUCCUGGCCCGGCCACUGCGGCCGCUGGAGUUCCAAGUGCACGCGUACACGAAGGAAGACCAGCAGUUUGUGGAGACGGAUCUGGAUAAGAUCAAGAAGGCGAGGGGGAAGAAGGAGGGCGAGCGGGAGGGCGGGGAUGUGGAGAUGCAGGAGAGCGAGGGCGAGAAGAAGAUUGCUGUGGUUGUCAAGCUGCAGUUGGGGAGUAGCCAGUAUGCGACGAUGGCGCUGAGAGAGUUGAUGAAGGCUGGGGGUGUCAAGGCGUACAAGCCUGAGUUCAUGGGCGGACGGUAG
Messenger RNA from Didymella exigua CBS 183.55, 2337 nucleotides. RefSeq names its product tRNA pseudouridine synthase D. Gene Ontology annotation, molecular function: RNA binding; pseudouridine synthase activity. Gene Ontology annotation, biological process: pseudouridine synthesis. The coding region runs from base 1 to 2337 and encodes 778 amino acids. Gene Ontology annotation, cellular component: nucleus. NCBI's taxonomy places the organism in Eukaryota, Fungi, Ascomycota, Dothideomycetes, Pleosporales, Didymellaceae. The transcript is spliced from 2 exons. The record is from RefSeq and is a predicted model, not a curated record.